Messenger RNA from Liolophura sinensis, 2572 nucleotides. Its product is annotated as alkylated DNA repair protein alkB homolog 8-like. Bases 105 to 2483 code for a protein of 792 amino acids. The record is from RefSeq and is a predicted model, not a curated record. Gene Ontology annotation, molecular function: tRNA (5-carboxymethyluridine(34)-5-O)-methyltransferase activity; S-adenosylmethionine-dependent methyltransferase activity; tRNA binding. Gene Ontology annotation, biological process: tRNA methylation; tRNA wobble uridine modification. The transcript has 11 exons. NCBI's taxonomy places the organism in Eukaryota, Metazoa, Mollusca, Polyplacophora, Chitonida, Chitonidae. Gene Ontology annotation, cellular component: cytoplasm; nucleus.
UGUUGGACAACAGAACUCUGGGAUCUUACAGUUUGGGCACAACUGUGCAGGUCUCUAUCAGAGUUUAUUGAAAGUGUCUGUUGUAGCCAAGACGCUUCAGCAUUAUGCCCGUAAAUUCGGACCAAAAACAUGACAGGAAAACUAGACCACCUAAAGCCGACAAGCGUCUUGCCAAAAAACAGAACAGAGUCAAGCAUGUUUUGUACGAUCAAGGAGUAGACAUAUCUGAACUUCCCACCAAGAUUCUGUGUAUAUACAAUGCUGGGCUGGACAAUGGUGUGACAAAGGAACAGAUUCUCUCCCUUGUUCAGAUGUGUGGCCACAUCACAGAGAUUGUCAUGAUACCCCAGAGACCAUACUCGUUUGUUGUGUUCUCAGACAUGGCAGAGGCAGAGAAAUGCCAGGCUGUUUUGAAUGGUGUGCGGAUUUCUGCAGAGGAUUCUGGAGCUGCAGUUAACGCUAUGCUUCACCCAGUGUUUGUGAAUCAUGCUCCUUGUGAACAGACGCGGUUCCAGCCCCUACCACUGGGUCUGAUCCUGAGGGAAGACUUUGUGUCUGAAGACUAUGAGGCUGCGCUCCUGGCAACCAUUGACUUUAAUGACGUAUCUCCAGGAGCCCAAAAGGACUUGAAGCAGAGAAGAGUGAAGCACUAUGGGUAUGAGUUCCUGUAUGGUGUGAAUAAUGUGAAUCCUCACCAGCCACUGCCCCAGGGAAUCCCUAAGGAGUGUGAGCGACUGAUAUCUGAGGCUUUGUCUGCCGGCUUCAUCGCACACAGACCUGAUCAGCUGACAGUCAACCAGUAUAGUCCAGGACAAGGUAUUCCCCCACAUGUAGAUACACCUUCAGCCUUUGAAGAUGGACUCAUGUCAGUUAGUUUAGGAUCACAGGUUAUCAUGGAGUUUCAGCAUCCAGAUGGCCGCCAUGUGUCUGUUCUUCUGCCUCGACGAAGUUUGUUGGUGAUGACUGGAGAAUCGCGAUAUGUUUGGUCACAUGCUAUCACUCCCAGGAAGUCUGACAUUGUUACCUCCCCUGCAGGAGGGCUGACAUUGGCCACCAGGGGGACACGGACUUCACUCACAUUCAGGAAAAUCAUACACAACCAAAAUCCACCAGUUCAGAUUAACGCACCAGGGACAGAGAAGUCAAGAAAUGAGAAGAAGAGCCCAGUUUCUGAACAAGAAGCAGCUAUCUUAGAAACAACACAUGUUCAUAAGGUGUAUGAGGAAAUAGCAACACACUUCAGUGACACGCGUCAUACUGCCUGGCCUCGCAUUGCAGAGUUUAUCAAAUCUCUACCUGUCGGGUCGUUACUGGCUGACAUCGGUUGUGGAAACGGAAAAUACCUAGGCUUGAACAAACAGAUCUAUGAGGUGUGUUCAGACAGGAGUGAGAAUUUGGCCAGUAUCUGUGCAGGUAGAGGCCAUCAGAUAUUUGUGGGAGACAUACUGUCUGUACCACUGAGGUCGGGGAUCUUUGAUGUCUGUAUUUGUAUUGCAGUUAUACAUCAUUUAUCCACACAGACAAGAAGAUUGAAUGCGGUGAGAGAGUUGGUGAGGUUGUUAGCUCCCAGGGGACAACUUCUGUUGUAUGUUUGGGCAAUGGAACAGGAAAGGGGCAAGGUGAAGUCGAAUUACCUAAAAGUCAAGAAAAGACAAAAAGCUCCAGUGGGUAAAGAAAAGGAGAAAGGCAGGGGUAGGAUAGGCAUGGAAUCUGUCUCAACAAGCUGUGGGGAGGUGUCUGGUAAAUACAGGCUGGCAGACACCAUACAAGAGGGAGCAACUGUUCCUGUUAUUGACGCAUAUGGUACAGGAACUUCAGUGUCAAUAAGAUCACCUACACAAACUUCAUUAUUGCCAUCUUCAUCUCCAGAAACCUGGGUGACUUCAUUUGAUGUGAAUUCAUUUGCUGUGACUUCUGCAAAGGACACUUCAUCAUUAAAGGCUGACUCAAAACCAGAUGGGUCAGCCAUGCUAAAACCAGCUGAUUCACUGCCAUCUGAUUCAUCACCAUCUGAUGCAGCGCUAUCAAACUGCACACAGCCAACAGUCAAUACGGACACAUUAUCUUCCCAGCCAAGCAAUAAAGUAGGAUCUAGGUGCACUGCUAUGACUAUAACAACUACAACAACUACCACGGCUUCAGCAAACAUUGAGCCCGACCUUCAAACAUCAGCAGAAACUAAGACGGUGACUGAAGACACUGGACCCCUCAGUAAUCAUCUCUCUGUGCACGUGAAUCGAACGGCGUUUAAAGAACAGGAUGUACUUGUUCCAUGGCAGCUGAAAAACAAGAAGGCCAAUGUUAGUGAAGACAUUACUCAGACAUCUGAAAUAGAUAGCUGUAUGACAUUUCACCGUUAUUACCAUGUGUUCAGACAAGGGGAGCUGGACUCCCUGUGUGAGACUUUACCAAAUAUUGUCAUCAAAGAGAGUUACUAUGACCAAGGCAACUGGUGUGUUCUACUGGAGAAACUCAGCCACUGAACAUUGUCAUGGGCUACACGUCAGUAGUCCGACUGAUUUUGAAUUUUGGUGUACAUAUAUUAUAAAAAAUAUAACAUUAUUUUAAUGCA